Colletotrichum phormii is the source of this 430-nucleotide messenger RNA. RefSeq lists its product as uncharacterized. The record is from RefSeq and is a predicted model, not a curated record. The coding region runs from base 64 to 378 and encodes 104 amino acids. The transcript has a single exon. NCBI's taxonomy places the organism in Eukaryota, Fungi, Ascomycota, Sordariomycetes, Glomerellales, Glomerellaceae.
CACGAUCAAAUUUUCCCUCGGGCACUAGCUAGCCGCCUUCUUUUUGGAAGGAAAUGAGGGGCAAUGUGGACCUUCCUGAGUCCUCCCCCUCGUUGUUGGGCCACUUCACCUCGUUUUUUUUUCUUUCUGUUGGAGUCCACCUCGAGGCAGACCAUCGGCCGCGUCUCAAGUGUGCCUCUCUCUUUUCGUCCCAUCCAUCCAUACCUUACCGGCCAGACACAAACAGACACACAGCGCCGUUUGGCACACACGAAAAUUCUCACCAGAGGGAGCGCUUUGUUCCGAGUGACCUCGAUCUACUUUGCCAACGAUAAGACAUCCACAGCUUCGAACUCUGCCCCUCCACCCCGCCCAAUCCCUGUCAGACACACAAGGUAGGUUGCCGCGCAGCCCAACCUGGGCCCCCUCCUUGCCCCUCGACGACGCCGCC